This is a messenger RNA of Prunus avium (sweet cherry), 648 nucleotides long. RefSeq lists its product as uncharacterized. The record is from RefSeq and is a predicted model, not a curated record. Lineage: Eukaryota; Viridiplantae; Streptophyta; Magnoliopsida; Rosales; Rosaceae.
UUAUUUGGGUUUAAUUGUUUAUUCAGGACCCGCUUAUAGCAGCCCAAAAAGUAAGUACCUUUUGACCCUGCAACAACCAGAGACCUCUCCAGUCUUUCAAAUCAUUACUGGUUUCCUCCACAGGGUGGAGAAAUAGAAAAAAUUUAGAAUAAGCUCUGAGAUAAAGGUUGAAAAUGAGUGCUGAAGCUUUGCAAGUUGCUAAGGUGUACCGCCAGCUUCUCAGAGCUGUGAAGAAACACGUUGCCAAAGAAGACAGGGCGAGGCAUUUCAAAGAAUACGUAACUGAAGAAUUCAGGAACAACAGCAAACUGUCAGAUCCAUCUUCCAUUCAGCAGAAGAUUAAGCUUGCCCAUAACUACACUUUUCUUCUUAACAGUGUGCACCAUCACCAGGACCUAUUGUUCUCUUACAACAUUGCUGUGGAUAGAUCAGAUGAGAUGAAAAAAGUACUUGGAAAAUCGGCUGCAAGUGUUGGUCUUCAACUUCCUGAGGUGUAUCAGCCUUGAUAUUUAGUUGGCUAUAAUCUGCUACAUCCUAUUCUGGCAGAGAAAAUUUGCCUCCACCGAACAAUGUAGCCUGUGGAAUUUUGGAUUUUUAGUCAUAAAUAUUCAGUGCUAUUUGUUUGCUGCCAACAAUGGCAAAGAAUAA